AUGUCCGUUCCUCGCUACCUCCGCACUCUACGACCAACACUCACCGCCCCAUGGCGCGCAUACUCAUCACUUAACCGACCCAACAUCAUCCCCUUCAACUUCUUCUCCGGCUUCGCAGUGGCAAACAUGGCGUCUGCCUCCCUUGACAAUUCUUCCUUCCCCGCAACAUCCUACAAGCCAAAGUACGACAACUGGCCGUACAACGAUUCAGAUUUUGUACGAUACGACGAGAACGACGAUGGCGUAUUCUAUCGGCAGCCCAGACUAGUGACGCAUAUCGACGAUCCGUCGAUAGCAAGGUUAACAGAAUACUACGACACGGCAUUACCAAAGAGUGGGCGAAUCAUGGACAUGUGCACAAGUUGGAAGUCAUUCUACCCCGCGUCGAUCAAAGAAGCGAUUCAGAAGAAGGAGCUGGAGGUUUUUGGUGUGGGGCUCAACGCGGAGGAAAUGGCGCUCAAUGGCGUGUUUCAGGGUCCAGAUCGCUGGCGUGUCAUGGACCUCAAUAAACCGCCACAUGAUGUACGUGCUGCGUGGGAACAAGGGCGCGACUUGCGGUUCGAUGCGGUGACGUGCGUGGUCAGCAUCGACUACCUCAACAAACCGUUGGAGGUGUGCAAAAAGCUUCUAGAGGCGACAAACGAGGGCGGCAUGGUUCAUCUUGUUAUCAGCAAUCGAUGUUUCCCAAACAAGGUUGUUAGGAGGUGGAUGAUGCUUGAUGAACGGUCGAGGCUGGAGUUUGUAGGUGACUAUCUUCACUUUGCGGGGUGGAAGGAUGUUGAGAUUGUUGAUCUUUGCGCGAGGGACGACAGUGGAAUGAGGGUUACGGAUGAUCAGGGGACUGUACUUGUGAGAUCGCCUUAUCUGCCGGACCACUUGGAUCCGUUGUGGGUUGUAAGGGCUAGGAAAGGGAUGUGA
Molecule: messenger RNA, 918 nt
Organism: Alternaria atra
Lineage: Eukaryota; Fungi; Ascomycota; Dothideomycetes; Pleosporales; Pleosporaceae
Exons: 1
Coding region: 1-918 (305 amino acids)
Source: RefSeq, a predicted model, not a curated record